AUGGCCAGCAGGCGCGCUCAUCUUGAAGACGACCUCUCUUGUCCAAUUUGUGGAAAUAUUCUCAGUCAGCCAGUGGUGCUUACUUGCAGGCACCGGUUUUGUAAAGCCUGUCUUCAGGACAGCUGGGAGACACAGGGCAGUGGGGAUUCACAUUGCUGUCCUCUCUGCUGGCGUCGUUCCUCCAUGGAGCAAACAGUAGUGAACACUGCAGUGGAGAAGGCCUGUGAAUCCUUCAAGGCCGACAGAAGCAAGAAUGACCCAGAGGCUUGUAAGGAGCACGGAGAGAAACUCAAACUGUUCUGCUUGACAGACCUGGAGCCUAUCUGUGCUGCAUGUGAGAAAGGAGCCUCACACAAAGGACACAAGCUCUACCCCAUUGGGGAAGGGGCUCAUGACUGUAAGGAGGAACUGAAGAGUGCAUUGCUGCCUUUGAAGGAGAAGUUGCAGCUGUACAAGAAGGUGAAAAUGGUGUGUGAGGAAUCAGCAGCACAUGUCAAGAACCAAGUUGAACAUACUGAGAGGCAGAUCAAAGAGGAAUUUGACGUCCUUCGCCACUUCUUGGAAGAAGAAGAGGCUGCCAGACUUAAAGCUUUAAAGGCUGAAGAGGAACAGAAGAAUCAGAUGAUUAAAGAGAAGAUUGAGGAGAUGGACAAUGAGAUGACAUCUCUCACCAACACAAUUAGAUUAGUGGAGCAGGAGAUGAGAUCUCAAGACAUCCCUUUCCUAAAGAACUACAAAGACACAAUCAAGAGAACCUGGCGAUGUCCCUGGGACCCACAAAUGAUUUCGGGUGCUCUGAUUGAUGUGGCCAAGCACUUCGGCUCGCUUAGAUAUAAAGUGUGGGAGAAGAUGAAGAGUAUAAUUAAAUACACUCCCGUGACUCUGGAUCCCAACACAGCAGCUAGCUGCUUCUUCCUGUCAGAGGACCUGACUGUUGUACAGAGCUGCACCCAAAUCUUCAAGGUGCCAGACAAUCCAGAACGCUUUGAUAUCAGUGCUGAGAUGCUAGGAUCUGAGGGCUACAGCUCUGGGCGCCACAGUUGGGAUGUGGAGGUGAAGGAUAACACCUACUGGGUGGUGGGAGUGGCCAGUGAGUCCAUCAAUAGGAAGGGCAAGCAUAUUCUGACACCAGCAGAGGGGUUCUGGACUAUAAGGUUUCGCAACGGAGAGCAUAAGGCCUGCACCGCACCAUGGGCACCACUGAACAUGACCAAGGAACCACAAGUGAUCCGAGUGGUCUUAGACAUGGACAGAGGCAAGGUGACCUUCUUCGAACCUGGGGAGAGAACACCCCUCUACACCUUCACUGAUGUCAUCACACCCAGAGCCUUUCCGUACUUCUGCACUGCCUGUAAAGAGCAUCCACUCAAAAUCCUACCCACAAGGAUAUCCUUAUCAGUGGAGCGCUAAUUCUCUCUGGAAACAUGCUGGCAAGCAGUGUUUACAAAACUACAAUAUAGAUGGACACUAAUAUCUAUGCAGCUAUUUAAUUAUGUUUGUGAAGAGGUACUUUCUGUCUUUGUGAGAGAUGAAGAAAUCAGUGAAGGCAAGCUACAGUACUAGGUAGCCAAGAAAAAAAAAGAACGCACAAAACUCUACA
Molecule: messenger RNA, 1600 nt
Organism: Myripristis murdjan (pinecone soldierfish)
Lineage: Eukaryota; Metazoa; Chordata; Actinopteri; Holocentriformes; Holocentridae
Gene: trim35-13
Product: tripartite motif containing 35-13
Exons: 6
Coding region: 1-1410 (469 amino acids)
Molecular function (GO): protein binding; zinc ion binding
Source: RefSeq, a predicted model, not a curated record